UUGACUGAAUCCCGCCCGCUGCCCGAAGCACCGCUGCGCAUCCUGCCCCUGGGCGGGUUGGGCGAGAUCGGCAAGAACAUGAUGGUGCUGGAGUGCGGGGAUGACAUCAUCAUCGUCGACUGUGGGAUCCAAUUCCCGACCGAGGACAUGCCGGGCGUCGACCUGAUCAUACCGGACGUGUCCUAUCUGGUGGCGCAGUCUCACCGGGUGCGCGGCAUCCUGAUUACGCACGGGCACGAAGACCACAUCGGCGGCUUGCCCCACGUGCUUCCGGACCUGGAUGUUCCGGUUUAUGCACCCAAGCUGGCGCAUGGGCUGAUCACGGUCAAGCUCAACGAAAGGCGACGGACCCGGGAUGCCGUGGUGCACGCGAUUGAACCGGAGGAGCCCGUCCAUAUUCCGGACGCCAUGGGCAUCUGCAUCGAGACUCCGUGGGGGAGUGUGAUACACACCGGCGAUUUCAAGAUCGACCACACGCCGGUGGACGGCCACACGAUAGAUCUGCCGGCGCUGGCCGAACGGGGGAAAAACGGCGUCCUGCUGCUGUUUUCGGACUCGACCUACGCCGAGUUGCCGGGAUACACGCCAUCCGAACAAAUCAUGACCGACGCCCUGGACCGGGCAGUCGGAGGCGCACCCGGCAGGGUGAUAAUCGCGACCUUCGCGUCGCUGAUCAGCCGGAUACAGCAGGUGAUCACGGCGGCAGAGAACCACGGACGCCACGUGGCGUUUGUGGGGAGGAGCAUGGUUGCCAACGUGCAGAUGGCCACCGAGAUGGGUUAUCUGGAUGCGUUGCCGGGCACCAUUGUUCCGGUGCGCGACGUGGCCGGGCUGCCUGCGGAAAGAGUCGUGUUGAUGACCACGGGAAGCCAGGGGGAGCCGACAUCGGCGCUGGUGCGGAUCGCCAAGGGCGAGAGCCGGGACGUUGUACUGAUGGAAGGCGACACCGUGGUUAUUUCGGCCACGCCGAUCCCCGGCAACGAGCGGGCGGUGAGCCAGACCAUCGAUAAUCUGCUGCGGCAAGGGGCACGGGUACUCUACGACCGCAUUGCGCCGGUCCACGUCCACGGGCACGCGAGCCAGGAGGAGUUGAAGCUGAUGCUCAACCUGACCCGGCCGCGGUACUUCGUGCCGGUGCAUGGGGAAUAUCGGCAUCUGCGGGCGCACGCGCAAUUGGCCUGGGAAUUGGGCGCAGCUCCGGACGGGAUAUUUGUGCUGGAGGACGGCGAGAUCCUGGAGAUCGACCAGGACGGGGCCGAGGUAGUCGGAUCGAUACCGGCCGGACCCAUCUAUCUGGAUGGACCCACGGUGAUGGACACGGAUAGCGUGGUGCUGCGGGAGCGACGAUCACUGGCAAGGGACGGGGUAGUGGUGGUUUGCGCGGGCGUCGACCAGGACGGGGAACUGACCGGCCAGGUCCAGGUGGCGGGGAGCGGUUUCAUGGAUCCCGGGGAUGCGAAGGACAUUUUCAAGCGCCUGCGGAGGCGGUGGAGAUGGGGGUUUCAGGCGAUCUGCCCGCCGACAACCUGGACCAAGCGCGCGCAAACAUCAGAAAAGUUGCCAGACAGUUCCUACGCAACGAUCUAA
Messenger RNA from Geodia barretti, 1587 nucleotides. NCBI's taxonomy places the organism in Eukaryota, Metazoa, Porifera, Demospongiae, Tetractinellida, Geodiidae. The record is from the annotation of a GenBank genome assembly.